Myotis myotis is the source of this 5877-nucleotide messenger RNA. RefSeq names its product zinc finger protein 14-like. The coding region runs from base 166 to 1842 and encodes 558 amino acids. Gene Ontology annotation, biological process: regulation of transcription by RNA polymerase II. Lineage: Eukaryota; Metazoa; Chordata; Mammalia; Chiroptera; Vespertilionidae. The record is from RefSeq and is a predicted model, not a curated record. Gene Ontology annotation, molecular function: RNA polymerase II cis-regulatory region sequence-specific DNA binding; DNA-binding transcription factor activity, RNA polymerase II-specific. The transcript has 4 exons.
CACCUAUAGCUGCAACCGCGUGGAAGGCCUGCUGGCUCCGGCUGAGAUCCGGCCGGCACUUUUCUUGCCCUUAAAACCUAAGGUUGCUCUGCCCUCUUGUGUGGAGCUGCGAUCUGUAAGGCGUUGGGAGCUGCAGGCGGGACUCGGGGGGCCCAGGAACCAGAAAUGGACACAGUGGCCUUUGAGGAUGUUAACGUGGAGUUCACCAUGGAGGAGUGGGCUUUCCUGGAUCCAAACCAGAAAAAACUCUACACAGAUGUGAUGCAGGAAACCUUCUGGAACCUGGCAUCAGUAGCAUGUACUUUGGAAGAAAAAUGUGAAGACCAUGACAGUGAAGAUCAGUAUGAAAAUCAUGGGAUGAGUCUUAGCAGUCAUAUGGUAGAGAGACCCUGUAAAAGGAAGGAUGGUAGUCAAUGCAGAGAAAACUUCAGCCAGAUUCCAAAUCAUAAUGAAAAGAAGGAAACUCCUACUGAGAUAAAACAACUUAAAUCCAAGUUGUGUAGGCAAAUCUUCAUGGGUUAUUUAUCCUUGAAUAAACACCUGAGCUCUCACAUUGGACCCAAACUAUACCUGUGUCAGGAAUAUGAAGAAAACGAUUAUAAAUGUAAGGAACCUGAGAAAGCUUUCAAGCAUCACCAACAUAUUCAAAGCCAUGAAGGCAGCCCCAGUGGGAAAGCUUUCCACCAUUCAGCUUCCCUUAGAAAUCAUGAAAGAACACAUAUUGGUGGGAAACUGUAUGAGUGUAAGCAAUGUGGGAAAGGCUUUAGUCAUCUCAGUUACUUUAAACUUCACAAAAACACUCAUAGUGGCGAGAAACAAUAUCAAAGUAAGCAACGUGGCAAAGCUUUCAGUUCUCCCAAGUACUCUGGAGAAAAUGAAAGAACACAUACUGCAGAAAAGCCCUAUCAAUGUAAGAAAUCUGGCAAAGCUUCCAGUUCCACUUCUCUUAGAAAUCAUGAAAGAACACAUACCGGCAAGAAACCUUACGAAUGUAAGCAAUGUGGGAAAGUCUUCAGUUUGCUCAGUUCUCUUAGAAAUCAUAAAAGAAGUCAUGAAGAAAAGAAGCCUCAUGAAUGUAAGGAAUGUGGUAAAGCAUUCCGUCAUUGCUGUUCCCUUCGAAAGCAUGAAAUAACUCAUACUGGGGAAAAACCCUAUGAAUGUAAGCUUUGUGAAAAAGUUUUCUCUUCUUCAGUUGCCCGUCGACGUCAUGAAAGAACUCAUACUGGGGUAAAAUGCUAUGAAUGUAAGCAUUGUGGUAAAGGUUUCUAUUAUCAAUCUUCUCUCCUAGAUCAUGAAAGAACUCAUACUAGGGAAAAACCCUAUGAAUGUAAGCUUUGUGGUAAACUUUUCUCUCAUUCAACUUCCCUCCAAUAUCAUAAAAGAACUCAUACUGGGGAAAAACCCUAUGAAUGUAAGCAAUGUGGGAAAGCCUUCAGUUCUCCUAGCUCUCUUGGGAAACAUAAAAAAAGUCAUAAUGGAAAGAAGCCUUAUGAAUGUAAGGAAUGUGGUAAAACAUUUCAUCAUCACUAUUCCCUUAGAAAUCAUGAAAGAACUCAUACUGGGAUAAAGCCCUAUGAAUGUAAGCAAUGUGGGAAAGUCUUCACUUGGCUCAGCUCUCUUGGAAAACAUAAAAGAAGUCAUGACGGGAAGAAGCCUCAUGAAUGUAAGGAAUGUGGCAAAACUUUCCUUUAUCCUGCUUUCCUUAGAAUUCAUGAAAGAGUGCAUACUGGGGAAAAACCCUAUGAAUGUAGCCAUUGUGGUAAAGCUUUCUCUUAUCCAACUUCCCUCCGAUGUCAUGAAAGAACUCAUGAUAAGGAAAAACCCUAUGAAUGUAAGCUGUGAGGGAAAGCCUUUAUUCAUCCCAGUUCCCUUCAAAAUCACAAAAACUCUUAGUAGUGGAAAGAAAUAAUAAGGAAUGAAAGAACUCACACUGAAAAUAAGCUCUGUCAUGUAAAGAUUGUAGAAAAGCCUUUGACCAUCCUAGUUUUGUUUUUUAAUACACACCUGAGAAUAUUUUUCCAUUGAGAUAUUGGAAGUCAGAGAGAAAGACAGAGAGCAAUAUUGAUGUGAGAGAAGCACAUCAAUUGGUUGCCUACUGCAUGCGACCAGACAUGAAAACACACACAUUGGAGAAAAGCUCUAUAAAUGUAAGGAAUGUGGUAAAGCUUUCAGUUUCUGCAAGUCUCUUAGAAAGCAUGGAAGAACACAUACUAGGGAAAAACCUUAAGAAUGGAAGCAAUGUGCGAAAACCUUCCAUUGGAUGUCACAUGUUUGAAGACAUAGAAGAAUUCAUAAUGGAAAGAAGCCUCAUAAAUAAGGAAUGAAGUAAACCUUUUUGUUAUCCUUUCUCUUAAAUAUCAUGAAAUGUAUACCGGGAAGAAACCCUAUGAAUGCAAAAAAUGUGGGAUAACCUACAGUCAUCUCAGAUCCUUUCAAAUUCACAAAAAUUCUCAUAGUGGAGAGAAACCAUAGCCAUGUAAGGAAUGUCGUAAAGCCUUCAGGAUCCAACUAGUUUUUACAGACAUGUAAAAACAAAAAUGUAUUGAUAAACACUGUUAAUGUAAAGAAUAGCAAAGAGCCUUCAUUUAUCUCAGCUCUGCCAUCAUGUAUGAUUAUCCAUAUUAGGGAUGGACCCUAGAAAUGUAAGAGUUUUAGAAAGCAUUCAUUUCUUCCAUUUUAUUGUAAAGGAUAACAGAACCCACUGAAGAGAAGGCUGUCAUGUAAAGAUUGUAGAAGAGCCUUUGGCCAUCCUAGUUCUUUACAAAAUCAUGGAGGGACUCACACCCAAGAGUAAGUAUAUAAACAUAAGCAAUGCGGGAGAGCCUUUCUUGGACAUGUGAGAACGCACCUGGAGAAAUAGUGAAUACAUAUAGAGAAGGUGGGGAAGCCUUCAGCUGUCCCUUUUCCUUGGAAAGGUCAUAAAAAAACUCAAAAGUGUAAAAAUGUAUUGAAUGUAAAAAUGUAGGAAAACCUUCAUGUUGCCUCAUAUACCUACAAUACCAUGUGAGAAUGUACACUGUAUAAUUAACAACUGGAAAAAAAACUUAACAAAACCUUUUAACAAAUACUUUCAGAGUAGCUAGAAAACUGCACUGGAAGGAAAUCCUAUUAGUGUAACUAACUGGUACAUGUAAGCCUGCUGCAAAUUAAGUCAUAUACUCCCCAAAACUCACAGCAUUAAAGAAGUCCUAUAAACUUUUGACAUAUUUGGUCAUCAUCAGUACUCAUUCUUUUUUUACUAGUUUCUUUAAAUUGAUGCUUUAGAGUGAGGAAGGCAGAGAGAAGUAGAGGGAAACAUCGAUGUGAGAGAGAAACAUCGAUGGGUUGUCUUGCCAUGUUCCCUGACCCGUAAUGUGCCCUGACAGGUAUUGAAUGAAUAGGCCCUACACACAUAUGUAUUCUUUUUUAAUUUUCAAUUGCACUUGAGAUUCACUAUUAUUUGCCAUAUAUUUUUACAUAGGUACUGUUCACUGUAGAGGCCCCCUGUGUAUUAUUUUCAUGUUUUGUGUGUGUGUGUGUGUGUUGCUUUUGGCUGCAAAUUGUGCUAUGAAGUUCAUAUUAAGAAGAGAAUAUUUUAGGUUUUUUUUCUCAUCUUUACCCUGCCAGCCAAGAAUAUCCUCAAAACAGCCAGCCUCUGCUUUACUUCCAUUGAUGUUGGGUGUAAGCUUUAUAGUUGUUCACAAUUCAACAUUAAAGAUCCAGCAUAGGAUGGCUUUUCCUGCAAGCCCAUAGGUGUCCACCGGGCAACAAAUGCAGACUGCCAUGGUUGAGGCUGUUUUCUGAAGGGUACGCAAUGUUCUCUAGAUUGCAUGUGCAUGAGGUCUACUUUGACUAGAAAUCAUCUUGUCCUUUUGGUUCUACUACUGACUGUGAUUCAGAUGCCACUGUGACUGCGGCAGUGGUGCAGUGCCAAAGAGCCCCAUGACAGUUUGUUCUUGUACCACCCUCUGCAGUGAGGGCUCUGACCUAGUCCUCCCAUGUGAGAAUCGGCACUUUCCUCAUUGCAGGCAGACUCUGGAUGUGUGGUGUCACUCAGAGCUGAGCCUAAUCUCUCAACGUUUUCAGUUAUCUUGGGUUGUAUGUGAUUAAAAUUAUGGCAUUUUUCCUAAUAAAUGCAUUUUUUAAAGUAAUUUUUUUAUUGAUUUCAGAGAGGGAGAGAGAGGGAGAGAGAGAUAGAAACAUCAAUGAUAAGAAUCAUUCAUCAGCUACCUCCCGUACGCUCUCUACUGGGGAUUGAGCCUGGAACAGUGCAUGUGCCCUUGACCAGAAUCAACCCGGGAUCUUUUGGUUCGCAGGCUUACGCUCUAUCCACUGAGCCCAACCAUCUAGGACAAUGCUUAUGUAAUUUUUAAUGAAAUAUUAACUGUUUCCCAACCGCUCAUAUGCUAAGAAUUGUUAUGGUGUUUUGUUAUUUCCUGAUGAUGUAUUUAAUUAUCCCAUAGUAAUUAUGUAUUUUCAGAUCAAUUUGUCAUUUUUUCCAUUUAAUCAUUAUACACUCUGAGUCACAAGUGUCAUGUGUGUACAAUUAAGACAUGGUUUCCUCAGGGAAAUUAUAUUUUUUCUUAUCUGUAUACUUAUAAUGUUUGGACCAGACUAAUUUCUUAUUCGUUCAAAGUAUUAAAAACUUCAGUCAUGUAUUUUUAGUUCCUGGAGCUAAAGACCAACAAAAUCACAUCUGCAGUAACAGAGAAAUGUGAUGGAAUAAAUUAAAAUAAGCAUGAUCAGAAACCAUAAACGCCUGAGAUGUAACAGUAACAGCAGCCUUUAAAGGAUUUCUUAUUAUAUUUUGCCUUGUGAUAGACAAUUUGAUUUCCCUUCAAGGAAGCAAUACAUAUUUCUGCAUUGAAUUCUGUGAGGAAAUGAACUUCAUUCUAUCUUGCAUAAUGAUAAUGAUUUUUCUUUAGAAGGCAGAAAAAAUCAUGCUAAAUCAAAACUGUAAGAAGCACAAAUCAUAUUAGUGAGAAAAGCAAUAUUCGUUAUUUUUAUUCCUUUGAAACCUGUUCUCCUUGAUCACAUGUGCAGACAUGAAUGCCUUUGCUUUUGUCUUGAGUCAUUGUGGUCAUGGAGUAGCUCUGUGUGAUGAUGGACGUUUGACAUUUUCUUUUUCCACAGGGAGUAUAAGGCCAGCAACCAGUUGUCGAAUAGCGUUUGCCUUUCUUGUUACCUAAAUACUGAAAUAUUUAAUUUGCUGUAUUGGGCACAUUUCCAAAAAGUACCUCAGUUAAGUAUCUAUAUUACAUAUAUAUUAAUUUAAAAUCACGUACUUCCUAACAAGAUAUGUAACUUGUUAACUCCUUUAUGGGUCAACUGAGGUUUAUAAAUUUGGGAAUAUUGUUAAAGAACACAAACCUAGCAAGAAAACAAAGUUAGGAUCUCUCUUCCAAGAAGCCGUUCUUGCUGACAAAAAUUUGACUUUCCCCCCCAACCUUUUAAAAAAAGUUGAUUUGAGAGAGAAAGAAAGAAGCAUCAAUCUGUUGUUCCAGUUAUUUAUGCAAUCAUUGGUUGAUUCUUGUGUGUGACCUGUGAAUGAACCCACAAUCUUGGCAUACUGGGACAAUGUUCUAAUCAACUGAGUUGACUGGCCAAGGAGAAAGUAUGAUCAUGAUGAUAAUGUCAACAUCCUGCACAUGCCAGGCAAUUGACAUGGAAAACAUGUCCAAUUUAGCACACCUGUCCAAGUCAUGAUAUACAGGCAUGAAAGAAAAAAGUUCUUGCAUUGCUGGUGCUCAUGUUUUUGUGGGAAAGGAAAUAACCUUCUAAACUAAUAAAAGGGUAAUAUGCUAAUUAGACCAGGAGACCUUCAGGACAAAGCCAUGGUGGCAGGGUCAAGGCAGAGGCGGUUAGGGAGCUCAGGCCAGGAGGGAGGCAUUGGGAGUG